GGGUCCUGGCGCUCCCCAGGAGGACUGACAUGCUGCCUGGAACAAACAACAGCAGGUCUAGGUUUCAGAACAUGCUGAGAAAUCUUGGCUGAGCAACGUGAAAGGCGAAAGGAACGAGAUUCUGGACUGUCAUUUGCUUUACUGGGAUGCAGGAUUUCUUUUGAUUGUUUAAAUCAGGAGAGAUGGCCAAACGCACCUUCUCCACGUUAGAGACAUUCCUGAUCUUUAUCCUAGUAUUGAUGACCGCUGUCACGGUAGCCCUUCUCAGCCUCCUGUUUAUCACCAGUGGGACCACUGAAAAUCACAAAGAUUCCAGUUUUCCAUCCACCCAGAGCUCCCCGGCCACCCAGAGCUCCACAGCCAGUCAAGGCUCGACAAUCACCAGUGGCUCUACAACCACCCAGGCACCUCCCGUGAUUAGCACCCCAGAGCCUCCUCUCUUUCAGAACUUUAGUGGCUACCAUAUUGGUGUUGGGCGAGCUGACUGCACAGGACAAGUAGCAGAUAUCAACUUGAUGGGCUACGGUAAGACUGGCCAGAAUGCACGGGGCAUUCUCACGAGGCUGUACAGCCGUGCUUUCAUCAUGGCGGAGCCCGAUGGGUCAAAUCGAGUGGUGUUUGUCAGCAUCGACAUAGGCAUGGUAUCCCAACGACUCAGGCUUGAGGUCCUGAACAGACUGCAGAGUAAAUAUGGUUCCCUGUACAGAAGAGACAACAUCAUCCUGAGCGGCACUCACACUCACUCGGGACCAGCGGGAUUUUUCCAGUAUACCAUGUUUGUCAUCGCCAGUGAAGGGUUUAGCAAUCGAACUUUUGAAUACAUGGUCACUGGCAUCGUGAAGAGCAUCGAGACGGCGCACAAAAACAUGAAACCAGGCAAAAUCUUUAUCAACAAAGGAAUUGUGGAAGGUGCCCAGAUCAACCGAAGCCCCUCUUCUUAUCUUCAGAAUCCUGAGUCAGAGAGGGCCAGGUAUUCUUCAAAUACCGACAAAGAAAUGGUCGUCCUAAAAAUGGAAGAUUUGAAUGGAGCUGAACUGGGCCUUCUCAGCUGGUUUGCCAUCCACCCAGUCAGCAUGAACAACAGCAAUCAUCUCGUCAAUAGCGACAACAUGGGCUAUGCCUCUUACCUUUUUGAGCAAGAGAAGAACAAAGGCUAUCUACCUGGACAGGGACCAUAUGUAGCAGCCUUUGCUUCAUCAAACCUGGGAGAUGUGUCCCCCAAUAUUCUUGGCCCACACUGUGUCAACACAGGAGAGUCUUGUGAUAAUGCCAAUAGCUCUUGUCCUAUCGGUGGGUCUAGCAUGUGCAUUGCUAUGGGACCAGGAGAGGAUAUGCUCAACAGCACGCAGAUUAUAGGACGGAUCAUAUAUCAGAGAGCGAAGGAACUGUAUGCCUCCGCCUCCCAGGAGGUCACUGGACCACUGGCUGCAGCUCAUCAGUGGGUGAAUAUGACAGAUGUCACCGUCCAGCUCAACUCCACACACACGGCAAAAACGUGUAAACCAGCACUGGGCUACAGUUUUGCUGCUGGGACAAUCGACGGAUUUGGGAACUUCAAUUUUACUCAGGGGACAACAGUAGGGGAUCCAUUUUGGGACAGUCUUCGGGAUCAAAUCCUGGGCAAGCCAUCUGCAGAAAUCAAAGAGUGUCAUAAACCAAAGCCAAUCCUUCUUCAUACUGGAGAGUUGACAAAACCUCAUCCCUGGCACCCAGAUAUUGUUGAUGUUCAGAUUAUCACGAUUGGGUCCUUGGCCAUAACUGCCAUCCCUGGGGAGUUGACGACCAUGUCUGGACGAAGACUUCGAGAGGCAGUUCAAACAGAAUUUGCAACCAAUGGGAUGCAGAAUAUGACCAUUGUUAUUUCGGGUCUGUGCAAUGUGUAUACACAUUACAUUACCACCUUUGAAGAAUACCAGGCUCAGCGGUACGAGGCAGCAUCUACAAUUUAUGGACCACACACUCUGUCUGCUUACAUCCAGCUCUUCAGAGGUCUUGUGAAGGCCAUUGCUACGGAUACAGUAGCCAACCUGAGCAGAGGUCCAGAGCCUCCAUUUUUCAAACAACUGAUAGCCCCAUUAAUUCCUAAUGUCGUGGAUAGAGCACCAACAGGCAAAACUUUUGGGGAUGUUCUGCAGCCCGCGAAACCUACAUACAGAGUGGGAGAAGUUGUUGAAGUUACAUUCGUAGGCGCUAACCCAAAGAAUUCAGCAGAAAACCGGACCCAUCAGACCUUCCUCACUGUCGAGAAAUACGAAGCUGCAUCAGCAACAUGGCAAAUAGUGCAUAAUGAUGCCUCCUGGGAGACUCGUUUCUAUUGGCACAAGGGACUGCUGGGUCACAGCAAUGCCACCAUCCAAUGGUAUAUUCCAGACACUGCCCAGCCUGGAAUCUACAGAAUAAGAUACUUUGGACACAAUCAGAAGAAGGACUUUCUCAAGCCGGUCGUCAUCCUUCCAUUUGAAAGCACUUCCUCUACCUUUGAAGUAGUAUGAAGAGUUGAAGUUCAUUGAAACUUCAUGAAGAGUUGAUAGUUCAUUGAAAGAGCGGCCACACUCUGUAAUUUAUAAAAAUGAUUUCACAUGAAUGUAAACUGUGAUGAUGACUUCAAUGAUUGUCCCUGUUGGGGGACAGAUAGUUUACUGUGAGUGGGACAGAGGGGUGUGUGUGUAUGUGGGUCCCAUUCGCCUUGCUCUAGGAGCUUCGCACCCCUGAUGGUCUAGACCCUAAUGCAUGACUUCCCUCAGGGCCUUGCGGC
Neomonachus schauinslandi (Hawaiian monk seal) is the source of this 2755-nucleotide messenger RNA. RefSeq names its product N-acylsphingosine amidohydrolase 2 (gene ASAH2). Bases 183 to 2492 code for a protein of 769 amino acids. Lineage: Eukaryota; Metazoa; Chordata; Mammalia; Carnivora; Phocidae. Gene Ontology annotation, molecular function: N-acylsphingosine amidohydrolase activity. Gene Ontology annotation, biological process: long-chain fatty acid biosynthetic process; ceramide catabolic process; sphingosine biosynthetic process. The record is from RefSeq and is a predicted model, not a curated record. Gene Ontology annotation, cellular component: extracellular region. The transcript is spliced from 22 exons.